Phaedon cochleariae (mustard beetle) is the source of this 1095-nucleotide messenger RNA. NCBI's taxonomy places the organism in Eukaryota, Metazoa, Arthropoda, Insecta, Coleoptera, Chrysomelidae. The record is from the annotation of a GenBank genome assembly.
AUGUCCACUAAUAACGGUCCUGAUGGACCACUUCUCGAUCAAGGGCCAAAGCAAAAGGGGCAGGGCAUGACCAAGACCUUAUAUAACGUCCACCUAAGGCGCCAGCCUGCUAGAUUCUCCGGUUUUGUUGGUAAUCUGGUGUGUGUAUACAGUGUUCACAUCAAAAUCCACGUGCCGCACCUGAUCCACAAGCACAAUCACAAGCACACGAUCUACAAGAAAGUCCCAGUCCACGUAGGCGGCCACGAGAAGAAGCACGUGGUGAUCCACAAGCACGAUCACAACCACAAGCACAAGCACGACCACGGCCACAAGCACGGGCACCACCACAAGCACAAGCAUGGCCACAAGCACGGCCACAAACACCAGGGGAAGCAUCAGCACAAGCACGGUCACGACCACAAACACGGCCACAAGCAUGGUCACAAGCACGAUCACAAGCACAAGCAUUUGAUCAAAAAACAGCAUGGUUAUGACCAUGGCCACUAUGGAAUCGAGCCACAAGUGAACCAUUACGACAGCUACGCCAUAGAUCCUGUUAACUUUGAUGAUGAUGGUUAUAAAUCCAGUAAGAAGUCAGUGAGGAGUGAGCACUACGAGGUGGAGCAGAAGAAUCCUUAUGCCAUUUGGCCUGACGAGCAACACGUGGUUAAAGGGAGCUACAAGGUGCAAGAGACUGAUCCGUAUGACCUCACAACUACGUCAUACCAUGCGUAUGAUUCACCUGUAAGCAAAAAAAUUGCUCAGGCUCUCACAAAUUUCGACAGUUUCGGACGUACCAAUCUUCCCAAAGGUGAGGAUGAAAAUGGUUAUCAUGUGGAGGCUGAAGGACUUGAAGGAGAAGAAGAGGCUGCAGCUGAUCAUGAAGACGUUGAGGAGGACGAUGAGGGUAACCAAGUGCAGAACGAUGAGGGUUUGGCUUACCAGAAUUAUGAGGAUUAUGGGGAUAAUGAGGAAAAGGUGGAACAAUAUACGGCAGAUAGUAACCAUGGGGUUGCUGAUGGGAAUGGGGACGAGAAAUAUAAUUAUGGAACGGAGCAAGUUGAGAAGUAUGUUUUGAGGAAGGUGUAUGGUAGUGAACAUGGAUAUAGAUGA